UCACACAUGUGACUUUGCAGAACGACGAUAAGGUGCUUUAAAUAAUCAUCUGAACUCUCUGGGUGAUAUUUCUAAACUGGGAUUAUUUCACAAGAAACUAUUAUCAGAGAAGAAAGACUGAGCCAACUGAACCCAGAUGGAGUGGCUGAUGGCGCAUUUAUCAGAAAUGACUCGGUUUCAGCAGGGAAUGACACUCCUGGGGGCUAAUUCUGUUUAUUUUUCCGACCUUUGACACAUGCCUUACACUGAGGAAAGCAACACUGUUAAUCCGCGCUUUGGGAACCUGUGACUCAUUCCGUGUCCCGGGUCCGUGCUGUCCCUCCGCCAAGCGGGACUGCAGGGGCCACUUCAUUCACUGAAUCACGGCGUCGGGCCGUAUGGAGACCAAGUUCUGCGUCUUGCGCGCAGCUCGAUAUCCUGGACCGGAUCCUAAAAUAAUACAGAGCAACAGACACUACCUCUACCUCAGUGGGGACAUAAAACAUGCGAAAGCGAAGUCAGGGUAUCUCAGUCGGUGCCCACAAACUCAAACAGGGAACUCCCUCGACGUGUUGAGGCUGUUUUCUCCGCUGAGCGCACACUCCUUCAGCAUCCGUGAACAUGCCUUCGGGUCUGCCUUCCUCUAAAGCCGUCUACAUCGGGAUGGAGGUGGUGAUCGCCGUGUCGUCGGUCAUCGGUAACGUGAUGGUGGUCUGGGCUGUGCGUAUUAACCGGUCUUUGAGGGACACCACGUUUUGUUUCGUCGUCUCCCUGGCCUUGGCUGACAUUGCGGUCGGCGCUCUUGUCAUCCCCCUCGCCAUCACCAUCAGCAUCGGACUCCAGACGCACUUCUACAGUUGCUUGUUGGUCGCCUGCACGGUGCUCGUCCUCACUCAAAGUUCAAUCCUGGCGCUCCUGGCCAUCGCCAUCGACCGCUAUCUGAGAGUCAAAAUACCCAUGAGCUACAAACGGGUGGUGACUCCUCGGCGAGCUGGCACAGCCGUGUUAUUGUGUUGGCUGGUGUCCAUCGUAGUGGGCCUCACGCCCAUGUUGGGUUGGAAUAACCUGCAGCUUCUCCGUGACAACGGCUCCCUGGUCACUGAUGACCUCUUGGUGACCUGUGAGUUUGAGACAGUCAUCAGCAUGGACUACAUGGUCUACUUCAACUUCUUUGGCUGGGUGCUGCCACCUCUGCUCCUCAUGCUAGCCAUCUAUGUUGAGAUAUUCUACAUGAUCCACAAGCAGCUCAACAAGAAGGUGACAGCUAGCCACACAGACCCCAGCCGCUACUAUGGCAAGGAGCUCAAGCUAGCCAAGUCACUCGCCCUUGUUCUUUUCCUCUUUGCAGUCAGCUGGCUCCCUCUUCACAUCCUCAACUGCAUCACCCUCUUUUGCCCCACCUGUAAUAAGCCAGAGUUCCUCAUUUACAUCGCCAUCAUCCUCACCCACGGCAACUCGGCUGUCAACCCCAUCGUGUAUGCUUUCCGCAUCAAGAAAUUCCGCACAGCGUUCCGUAAAAUCUGGAAACAGUAUGUGCUUUGUCGGGAAUCAGUUGGUCGGCUUCCUCAAAGAGGGAGCCAGACAGGACAAAGUCAUGAGAGGAGGCUGAGGCAGAAUGAUGAUGACGAUGAUGAUGUGUGACCUUUGCUAACUAAUUGGAUUGCUGUGUAACUGUUGAGUUUCACUCCACUGGUUCACAGAAUGGAGGACUCUGGCUUUAUGUUCGAGGAAUUACCGGUCAAAACAGCCUUUGGCAUCACAGGAUGUCAGACGUGGGAACUCCAUUGUGAACUGACUGAUUCACUCCAUCGGACACACUCUAAGAGAGCAGGAUGACAAAUCAGCAUGGAGACAGGAUAAACGUCCUCAAUCAGACUUUGAUUUUAAUCAGAUUGAUGGUUUAUUUCUCCACUGGCUGACAAAAUGAAGAUGAUGCCGUAUGAGAUAAUGGGCUUCUCAUCAGUUUCAGCACCAACCUGUUGAACUUGAAUCAGUAAGUGUAUAUCUGUAGCACAUGCUGUACAUGAGUAGUGUAUGCUAUAUUGUAUUUCUGACCUGAAUUAAAACUCAUGGCCUUUUUUAUGUGAACGAUCUCAGAUAGUUAAGCAUCAUAUUAUGUGUUACAUUUACAUGUCUGUGGCCUUAAAGACAGAAAAUGAAGAGGAACUAAGCUGCUAAAGUGUAAAUCUGGUAAACCAGUGGUGGGCAAGCAGGAAGUUUGCGCAACCAGCUUGGUGCUUUGAGUUGGACCAGGACACAGGAUGUACUGUAUGCUGACUGCAUGGGUAAAAAAUAGGUCAAACUGGCUCGCUUGGAAUUACAGUUGAGGAUCUUUGGUGCGAUGAACGUCUAGUUUGCCUGCACCAAUGUCAGUUGUGCAGUAACUUAUUAGACUCAUGGCCCAUACAGAUGUGUGGUCCAAUGCAGCACAAGUGAAGAUUGUUUUUGCUGCUUUUGAGAACAUUUGACUGGCAGAGCGACUAAUACUAGGUAGUAAUAGUUGUAGCUGAAAACAGCAUCUAUACUAUAAGAAAAAAUUACUUGAUGCUCCUCUGUAAGUAUUUGUGGGCAUGGACAAUGGUAAAAACUAUGGAGCCACCUAUUAGUAACUAUAUAACUAUAGCUGCUGGACUGUGAAUCUAAGAAAUGUUGGAGCUCCUCCAUCCAAUUUUUAUCUGGGGGAUAAUCAAUUUAAACCUAAAAUGUACCUCUACUGUACAUGCAUCACCAGGCUCUUUCCACUACUAGCAGGUAUUUUCUGUUACGUUUUCAUUUCUGUUAUGGGGUUGACUUGAAGGUUCAGCGUGUAGGAUUUAGGGGGAUGAUAUUGGCAGAGAUAGAAUAUAAUAUAACAAAUAUGUUUUCUGUAGUGUGUAAUCGCUUGAAAAUAAGAAUCAUAAUGUUUUUGUUACCUUAGAGUGAGCCAUUAAUAUCUACAUUGUGAGUAGGUGUUCGUCCACCGAGUCCACCAUGUUGGACCACUAUGAUUGUGCAGUAGCCCAGAACAGACAAACCAAACACUGGCCCCUGAUAUGGCCAUUUGUGUUCUUAAAAUUCUGUGAUUACCACUGUAGUUAGCAGCCCCUCCGCACAAUGAGCAGCGUCAUAAAAACGCCUUCUUUUUUUUAAAUUUAAAACUUUAUUCAGUGCUUUUAUCGGUUUAAAUCAUUGGGUCCAUUUGCUUUGGAAAGGAAGAAACCUUUCUCCAAAUUCUCAUUGGUCAGACAAUCGCUGGUGUUACUUUAAUAAGUGUGUGUGUCCACCAAAGGUUUCUUUACCUAGCUGAAAAAGGACACCUGUUAUUGUCCUCUGUGAUAAUUGGGUCUUUGCUGUGUUUGUCCUGCCAGUAUGGUUAAUGUUAGCUACUCUGCGAAAAAUCUCCCUCUUAUAUGCAGGUUUCAAAGAUAUUAACGUUAGUAAUGUUAUGUUGUACAUGACAUUGUCAACCCCAGAGUUAACUUCUAAAGUGUUCAGUAUGUCAGAUUUUUCUCAUCAGUCCUGUUCUACACUUAGUUUUUUUUCUGGCAUUAUUACAUUGGAGAUCACAUUUAAAUUUCACUCAAGGCAUUCCACUUGCCUGAACACAGAGUUAACUUGCCCUUGGCAAGUGUUUAUAUGGAUCCCUGUGACAGGAUAAAUACACUUUGGUGGACACACAGUGCUAAAAGGUUGUGCACUCAGCGCACUGGGCCAAUUUAGUUGAUAUAAAGAUAACCUCUACAGAUUAUUUAACCCCAAUAUAUUGGUCAAUGAGCAGGCAGAAUUUCAGUCAACCAAGAUUUUCUUUGGUUGAUUACAGCCAUAGUUAUCAGAGAAGAAAAAGUAAGCACACAUUAGCAGAUGCUGGGCUAGUGGCCUGUCUCCAGCAUGCCAAACAUUGUCAGAGAAAAACUGAUUUGUUACAUGAAACUGCUUUAUUCAGUGUUUUUACUGACUUUAUUCACCUGGUUUGUUUGUUUUGGAGAGGAGGACACCUACGCGGAUAAUUCAGCUUUUGAUUAAAACCUCCUGAACAAUGAACAUUAAAGUAAUCCCAACCAGGAGUUCAUGCUUAGCACAAUGGAGAAGUUUCAGCUGGUUGCAAUCUGCAAUCCUCUACACUAGAUGGCACUAACUCCUACACACUGCACCUUUAAAACUGACCAGUGUUGCCCAUUCAAAUUAGUGAGAUUCAACAUAAGAGGACAUACACUGAAAUGCCACUGCUGACACUUACAAUAUGUACUGUAUGUAACGAAUAUAUGUAUAAAUGUUAAUGGGAGAUACUGUAUAAAAUUCACCUCACUGAGCCAGCAGGUGUUCUCUUACAGCUGUUGAUUGGGAAAAUCACCCUUCAACCAUCUCAUAGUAAGCAAAAAAUAUAUCAGCAUAUGGUGAGGUCUGAUUAAAAUUCAUAAUGCUAAGAUGAAAUGAUUUUAUUAUCUGUUCACAUGAAAAGGUGUUUUGCAUUGCAUGCUCAAAACAAAACAUAAACACCCUCCAGUAAUCAUCAGAAACACAUGAUACAAUAUAUGUAGUAUCUGAGAACAACACAUUUGUCCCUUGUUAUGCGCACACACACACACACACACACACACACACACACACACACACCAGACAUCCAGACAUCUAUUAUUCCAAGUCUGUAUCACUGUAUGUGUGGUAGCAUGUGGAUAAAUCCACUCUGUUCUUUAUGACAGAAAUAGCAUCUCACUUUCUCUCCGUGCUUCUCCGUAUCGGGGCUAAAGCCAUCAGCGAUGAGAGGCCAUUUUUGCGCGCACACAUUGAUCUUCUGCCACUUGGCAGAGAGAGCUGCUCAUGUGUGAAUAAGUGAGGAGGUUAUGAGGGUGUAGGAGUCCAGGGGUGAGGUGGGACAGGGUGGAAGGAUUAUUCUGUUUACAAGGGAACCUGAAGGCGAGACUGCCGCUGAGGAACUCAUCAAGACAACUCUGAGGAGGUCAACACUGAGGCCACCCUGUCGCUUUCCCAUCAAAUAAACAGGCCUGUUAAUGUGACCCUGUUGAUCUCUGUCUUUACCAUCUGUGGCAAUGUGUAACAACAUAUACAGUUCACACACACACACACACACACACACACACAUAGUAUGUCUUCAUCAGACAAGUGUACUCUCAUUGUAUUUCCAGUGCUGCUCUUGUAAUAAUGCUUCCAUGUGAUUCUUUUCUCACUUUGUGCUCCUGUGAAAUAUUUAUAAAGCCACUAAGUGUAGAAUUGGAUAUUUAUCAAGAUUUAAGACAUUAUAACAUGUUUGUAGAAAAAUGAGACAAUCUAGAGGAAAAUUCAAAGUGUAUGUUGUCUAUUAUUAUUAUUAUUAUUAUUAUAGAGGAUGAGGACGAACGUAUCUAACACAGUGUCCUUUUUGUUACUACCACUGGGGGGUGCCAACAUCUGACAUUAUUAAUUCUACACAUAGUGGCUUUAAGGUUUUAUCUCUUUGUUUUUAUCUGUUUGACUGGACCAGUGUUAUAAUUUAAACAUGAUUUGUGCAAUACUCUCAGAUGUACAUUACCGAUAUCAAAAGAAAAACUAUAGCAUAGAUAUUGUACAUGUUGACACUGUUAAUCAGACUCAAGUGCUGGAAGUUCACGGCGGUUUAAGUGCCAAUAUGGUGAGCUGUUUUGUCAAUCAUAAUUAUGAAGGAAUACAUUAAUAAAAAGGUCAAUUGAUGAAGUCAAAAUACAGAA
Molecule: messenger RNA, 5660 nt
Organism: Epinephelus lanceolatus (giant grouper)
Lineage: Eukaryota; Metazoa; Chordata; Actinopteri; Perciformes; Serranidae
Product: adenosine receptor A1-like
Biological process (GO): G protein-coupled adenosine receptor signaling pathway
Cellular component (GO): plasma membrane; synapse; dendrite
Molecular function (GO): G protein-coupled adenosine receptor activity
Source: RefSeq, a predicted model, not a curated record